Fulvia fulva is the source of this 1218-nucleotide messenger RNA. RefSeq names its product Mannan polymerase II complex anp1 subunit. Gene Ontology annotation, cellular component: mannan polymerase complex. The transcript is spliced from 5 exons. The record is from RefSeq and is a predicted model, not a curated record. Gene Ontology annotation, biological process: protein N-linked glycosylation; cell wall mannoprotein biosynthetic process. Gene Ontology annotation, molecular function: alpha-1,6-mannosyltransferase activity. NCBI's taxonomy places the organism in Eukaryota, Fungi, Ascomycota, Dothideomycetes, Mycosphaerellales, Mycosphaerellaceae. Bases 1 to 1218 code for a protein of 405 amino acids.
AUGCUUCUCCCUAAAGGCAGCAACAUGACGUGGAAGAGUGCGCGGGCGAGAUUACCGCCGAGUCGGGCGAUAUGGAACUUCUUGACGCGGACGCGCUUCUUACUGUUUGUGGCAGUCGCUGGCAUAAUCGUAUUAAUAUGGAAUGGCGUACGAGAGACUGCGGGCGAUUGGCAGAGAUUCUACUGCUUCGGACCAGCCAAAUCACCCAUGCAAAUGACACCCAACGAACAAGCACAAUGGGCGGGCCACUUACAAACACCCGUCAUCUUCAACCACCACGAACCCAUAGAAAUUAACAGCUCCAGCAUCAAGCGAAUCGACCUCAACCCCAUCACCUCCACCCCCCAAGCCCUUCAAAAGCAGGAACGAGUCCUAAUCCUCACACCCCUGCGAAACGCCGCCCCCUACAUCGAGCAGCACUUCGAUCUGCUAUACCAACUCACCUACCCCCACCACCUCAUCGACCUCGCAUUUCUGGUCGGAGACAGCACAGACGACACCCUAGCCGUGCUCGCAACCGAGUUGGAAAGGAUCCAGAGCCGGACGGACAAGAUCCCGUUCAACAGCGCUAUGAUUGUGGAGAAGGACUUUGGCGUGACGGUCGGGCAAGAUGUGGAAGAUCGACAUGGGUUCAAGGCGCAGGGCCCACGGAGGAAGGCUAUGGGGAAGGCGAGGAAUUAUCUUCUGGCGACGGCGCUGAAGCCGGAUCAUAGCUGGGUGUAUUGGAGGGAUGUGGAUAUUAAGGAUAGUCCCAGCAGGAUUAUUGAGGACUUUGUUGCGCAUGAUCGGGAUGUGCUUGUGCCGAAUAUCUGGUUCCACCGCUACAAGGACGGUCACGACAUAGAAGGUCGAUUCGAUUACAACUCGUGGCAGGAGUCGGAUACUGGACGAAAACUUGCCAAUAGUCUAGACAAGGAUAUUGUCCUUGCGGAAGGCUACAAAGAGUACCAAACAGACCGCAAAUACAUGGCCCGCAUGGGCGACUGGCGAGAUAACAAGGAUGUGGAGAUCCCGCUCGAUGGUAUCGGGGGUGUUAACAUUGUGGUCAAGGCGGAUGUGCAUAGAGCUGGCAUCAACUUCCCCUGCUACGCCUUCGAAAACCAAGCCGAAACAGAAGGCUUCGCGAAAAUGGCACGACGCGCGGGCUACGGCGUUUUCGGCCUGCCGAAUUAUGUCGUGUGGCAUAUUGAUACGGAGGAGAAGCCGGGUAAUGCAUGA